AUGCCACCUAGAAAACGAAAUAUUACACCGUCUAGAGAUGGAGCAAUUCGUCGAAAAACGUCAAAUGAAGAAACUGAGAGUAUAGAAGUUGUAUGCCGUUUAUGCCCUUAUUCGGGGCAAAACCCAUGCAUCGUUCCAAUCGAUGACAACAGAGUUCAAACUGUUGUGCCACCGCCGCAGUACCGGAGAGAAAAUGCUCCAACGGUGGAGAAAAUCUUCUCAUUUGGUCGCGUUUUCGAUGAGAAUGAUGGUCAAGCGACUGUUUUCGAAAGGACUUCAAUAGAUUUGAUAUUGAAUUUGAUGCGAGGCCAGAAUUCUCUAUUGUUCACCUAUGGCGUCACUGGAAGUGGAAAGACUUUCACAAUGACAGGCAAACCGACGGAAAAUGAAACCGGUCUAUUGCCGAGAACGCUAGAUGUUAUAUUUAAUAGCAUUCACAAUAAAGUUGAUAAAUGUGUUUUCUACCCGGCAGGGUUGAACACCUUCGAGAUUCGUUCUAAUCUCGAUGCUCAUUUGAAACGAAGGCAAUUGGAGAAUGAGAGGUACAAUUCGAGUAAGGAAAUGCUUGAUCGCUAUCAUGAAGAAAUCAAACUUGGCGGUUUUAACGAAAAUUUCGUGUGCUCAGUGUUUGUGAGCUAUGUUGAGAUUUAUAAUAAUUGUUGUUACGACUUGUUGGAAGAUUCGAGAAAUGGAAACAUGACGAAACGCGAAUUGCGGCAUGACAGAAAUCAACAAAUUUUCGUCGAUGGAGCCAAAGAUGUCGAAGUUGAAAGCAGCGAAGAAGCUCUAGAAGUGUUUUGCUUAGGCGAAGAACGCCGGCGUGUUAGUUCCACGCUGCUUAAUAAGGAUUCCUCAAGAUCCCAUUCUGUAUUUACAAUCAAAUUAGUAAUGGCCCCUAGGGCGUAUGAUACCCAAACAAUGAGCCCUGUACAAGACUCCUCGAAAAUCGUUGUUUCGCAAAUGUGUCUCAUCGAUUUGGCGGGAAGCGAGCGUGCAAAACGCACACAAAAUGUCGGUGAUCGUCUCGCUGAAGCCAGCAGCAUCAAUCAAAGUUUGAUGGUUUUGCGCCAAUGUAUUGAAGUAUUACGAAGGAACCAAAGAUCAAUGCAAACGUUCCCUGAGCAGGUGCCAUACCGACAAUCAAAGUUAACACAUUUGGUCAAAAACUAUCUAGAAGGUGAAGGGAUGAUUCGAAUGAUCAUUUGUGUGAAUCCGCGACCGGAAGACUAUGAUGAGAACUUGUCUGCUCUUGCGUUUGCCGAAGAAAGUCAAACAGUAGAAGUUAAAAAGAGCACAGCAGACCGAUUGCAAUCCGAUCGGGUCCCACAUUCGUUUUAUACGGCUUGGAAUUUGGAAAUGGACGCUGCGCUUAUUGAUGUUCGAAGCGAAACUCCCGUCGCUCCAACAUUUUGUAUCAGGGAUUAUGACGAUACCGAAUCGAUUGCUGCCAUGAAAUUGUAUGUAAAUCAACUUUCGAGCUACCGGAACAACGAAAAUGGCGAGGUCGUGGACUGGGUGACAAGCCUUCGCGAAUACAUGAUGACUGCUGACCAUCUGCGCCUCGAAAAUUUACGACUCAAGGAUGAAUUGGAGGCGAAGGACGCGGAAAUUUCGAAACUUCGCGGAUUCUGCAGUAAAUAUAAGAGGGAGAAUCAGUCAUUGAAGCAACGAGUUGUUGAUUGUGAAAAAGAAGAGGAAGAGAAUAAGGCGGCUAUGGAUAAACUUCGUGAGCAGAAGAUGGAGGAUAGAAAGAUUAUUCAGAAUCAGAAGAAGGCUAUGAAAAAGGUGCAAGGCCUUAUCGAGAAUCCGUCGCCGUCAGUGGCGCAUCUUCGUUCGAGAUUUGACAAAGAGAAUGUGGCGCCGAUUCAGACUCCUCCUCCGCCGUAUCAGACGCCGGGGCGGCCGACUUAUCGCAAGAGGAAUGAGAUGACAGCAUCCGCGACUGGAUUAGCCACAACUAAUGGAGCUCCAGGAAGUGGAGGUGGGCAAGGAUAUGUGAAUCCCAAAUAUCACAGAAGAUCAAAAUCCGCUUCUCGUAUUUUGGAUCACCAACCGAUUCACAGGAUUCCCACCGGAAAUAUAUUAUCGUCACGUACACCGACAAACGCAAUUCGCACCACGAAGCCGGAUUUGAGUCAGUUGAACAAGUCCAGCGAAUAUCGGCUUACCCAUCAGGAAGUUGAUAAUGAAGGAAAUAUAAGUACCAAUAUUGUAAAGGGAGAAUGUAUCCCAACUGCUGGCGGUGAAUCUAAAUAUCCUUAUUCCGACGCAAAAAUUGACGCCCAAAAUUCCACCAAAAACUUCGCAACCGAUUACAAAAACGAAGAAACAAACGACUAUUCCAACAACUACGCCAACAACUACGCCAACAACUACGCCAACUACUACGCCAACUACUACGCCAACUACUACGACAACUACUACGACAACUACUACGACAACUACUACGACAACUACUACGACAACUACUACGACAACUACUACGACAACUACUACGCCAACUACUACAACAACCGUUACGCCAACCGCUAUGGCAACCGAAACGUCAACAUCUACGUCUACCACUACGUCAACCCCUACGCCAACCCCUACGCCAACUACUGUCACGUCCAAAGCGUCUUCCCUGAUUAUAGCAUCUAA
Molecule: messenger RNA, 2640 nt
Organism: Caenorhabditis bovis
Lineage: Eukaryota; Metazoa; Nematoda; Chromadorea; Rhabditida; Rhabditidae
Source: the annotation of a GenBank genome assembly